Messenger RNA from Solanum lycopersicum (tomato), 3458 nucleotides. RefSeq lists its product as uncharacterized. Gene Ontology annotation, molecular function: transposase activity; zinc ion binding; DNA binding. The record is from RefSeq and is a predicted model, not a curated record. Gene Ontology annotation, biological process: DNA transposition. Lineage: Eukaryota; Viridiplantae; Streptophyta; Magnoliopsida; Solanales; Solanaceae.
UAAUUUUCAUAAAUAUUGUGUAAUGAUUGUUCGAUUAAAUGUAUUUCGUAAAUAGUUAGGGUUUAGUUUUAUUCAAUUUUUGAUUGCAUUUUGUCUCUUGUAUUGUAGCAUUGUGAAGUUUGUGUAGUGUUAACAUUAUAGAUUAUUUUCUGAUGUUAGAGUCUUUUAUCGCUUCUUUCAUGUGUUAUAGAUUGUUCUCGAGUGAGGUAUGUGUGUGAUUGGUAUGUGUAUGACUUCAUCGGUCCCAAUUUGUGCCUUUUUGUUUGUUUUGUGUUGUAUUCCAUGUGAAUAAAUAAUGUUAGUGGUCCCUAUAACUUUACUACCUUUAUCUUUAUAUUAAAUAAUGUUAGUUUUCCUAUAAGUUGUUUUGUUUAUAGCUGACAAUUCCUUUUCAUUUUCUUUGUCUUCCAUGUGAAAAAUUUGAAGAAUGACCAAAAAAGUGGAUUUAGUAUUUAACUAUGGGGGCAAGUGGGUCCUUUCUCCUCAAGUUGUAUACAUUAAAAAAAUAAAUGAAAUCUGGCAUGGUUAUGAUGUGGAUUUGCUGUCAUAUAUUGACAUUUGCUCAGAGUUCAUUAAUAAAUGUGGGUUUAGGGCUGUGAAACAAAUGUUAGUAACAGCACCAACUGGUAGGUAUUAUUUGCUUGAGAAUGAUUCAAGCAUUAGGACUCUACAAUCUGCUCUGUCUAGCCAGUUUAGUGUUCUUCAAUUAUUUGCUGUAGAUGAGGGUGAAGCUACUGUUGUUAUUCCUAAUAUUUGUGACCUGAACAAGCCUUACCCUGUUGUGCCAGUAGAGGUAGCAACAGAUUGUGAAUCAAAUGAAGAGGAUGAGGAUCAGAAUGAACCUAUUCCUAGUGAUUACAAUAGUGAUGAGUUGGAAGUCUUUAGAAAGGAAAAAAAAGAGAGAUCAAUGACAAGCUAGACAGAUUCUUAGAGUUGGAAAAAGGUAUGUGCUUUAAAGAUCUUAAAGAAGCUAAACGAAUUGUGAGUUUUUACUCUAUUGUUAGAAAGGUUGCACUUAAAGUUGAAAAAAGUGACUAUACAAGAUUGAGAUAUUUGUGUGAUAUUGGUUGUCCAUUUGAGUGUUUGAUAUCUGAAGAUAGGAAAAUCAGGGAUUCAAAAUUAAAACCUUGAACACCAAGCACUCAUGUGGUGAAAAUGCUUUUAAGAAUAGAAAAGGCACUCAAGAAGCUUUAGCACACUACUUCAAGAAAAAACUUUAGAAUAAUCCAAAGUACAGUGUUAAUGAUAUGAGACAAGAUUUGGAUGAUAAUUUUAAUUUGAAUGUUAGUUAUUCCAAGAUGAAGAGGGUUAAAAGGCUCGUGUUAGAGAAAUUGGAGGGUAGCUACAUUGAUGAAUUCAAUAAGUUAGAGGGUUAUGCUCAAGAAUUGAGGGACAGCAACCCAGGUACUGAUGUUAUCAUAAAUACAUCUAGAGAGGCUUUGGAACAAGGAAAAAGAAGAUUCUUAAGAAUGUAUGUAUGCAUUCAAGCUUUAAAAAAUGGAUGGAAAGGAGGUUUGAGGCCUUUUAUAGGGCUAGAUGGGACCUUUUUAAAAGGAAAAUGCAAGGGAAUCUUAUUGGUUGCAAUGGGACAAGAUUCAAUGAAACACUUUUAUCCACUUGCUUGGGCAGUGGUGGACAGAGAGACACUUAGAACAUGGAAAUGGUUUAUUGAGCUGCUGAGAAAUUCUCUAGACCUGGCAGAUGGUGAAGGAGUAACAUUCAUGUCUGAUAUGCAUAAGGGGCUACUGAAUGCUGUUAGUCAGGUGUUUCCUAAAGCACAUCAUAGAUGGUGUGCAAGGCACAUAGAAGCUAAUUGGAGCAAGGAUUGGAAAAGUGUACAAAUGAAGAAGUUAAUGUGGUGGUGUGCCUGGAGCACCUAUGAAGAAGAAUUUCAUGAUCAAUUGAAAGUCAUGGGUGGUGUGUCUAAACAAGCUGCAAAGGAUUUGGUAUGGUACCCUGCACAAAACUGGUGCAGGGCUUAUUUUGACACAGUCUGCAAAAAUCAUUCACGUGAGAAUAAUUUUACAGAGUCAUUCAACAAAUGGAUUAUAGAUGCAAGGGCAAAACCUAUAAUCAAGAUGUUAGAAAAUAUUAGAAUCAAGGUUAUGAAUAGGUUGCAAAAACUUGAAGAAGAGGGUAGAAAUUGGAAUGGAGAAUUUAGUCCAUAUGCCAUGGAGUUGUAUAAUGAUUUCAAUAUCAUUGCACAAUGUUGUCAAGUUCAAUCUAAUGGAGACCAAGGAUAUGAGGUAGUUGAGGGUGAAGAUAGGCAUGUGGUGAAUCUUAAUAGGAAGAAGUGUACAUGUAGGACAUGGGACUUGACUGGUAUACCAUGUCCUCAUGCCAUUAAAGCAUAUCUUCAUGACAAACAAGAGCCACUAGAUCAAUUGAGUUGGUGGUAUUCCAGAGAAGCUUACAUGUUGAUAUACAUGCAUAAAAUACAACCUGUUAGAGGUGACAAGUUUUGGAAAGUUGAUCCUUCUCAUGCUAUGGAGCCACCAAGAAAUACAUAAAUUGGUAGGCAGGCCAAAACUUAAGAGAAAGAGAGAAAAAGAUGAGGCAAGGAAAAGGGAAGGGGUGUGGUCUGCUUCAAGAAAAGGACUAAAAAUGAUGUGCGGACAUUGUAGUGCAACAGGUCACAACCAAAGAAGAUGUCCUAUGCUUCAAAGAUCAAAACAACCAGCCCAAGAUGUGCUUGUGUCAACACCCCAAGCCAUUCAAGAAGAAUCUGGUAUCAUGUCUACUCCUGGCUUUGCUGCUUCUUCAAGUCAACCUGAUGGUCUUUCAAAAUCAAAGGAAAUUGAAAAGAACCCAGCUGGACCUUCAAAGUCAAAGAGAAAAAUAAUUGUUGAGGAAUUUGAGGAUGGGCAACAUGUUGAACCUUCAAGUGCAGUUGCUGAUGAGGAUGGAGAUGAGCAUGAAAGUGAAGACGAGCAGACUAUUCUAAAGCCAAAGGCAAUUUCUGAAGCUAGGACUAGGCUUCAAGCUAAAAAGAUGCAGAUUCAACCAACUGGUACCAGGAGGAUUGACUUCAAAGGAGAUGAUAAUGGUGUGAGCAUUCCAACUAAUCUACCAUACUCACCAAGAAAAUUGGCAUGGAAAGGAAAAGAAGCUACCACUUCAGAUCAUUUGACAAUUGAAAAGGAGAAAAGAAUUGGCAAAUUGAAGGCAAAGAGGGGUGGGAAGAAGUAGUUGCAUUAUGAAGUUUUUUUUUGUUUUCUGGUGUUCUGUUAUGGCAUGAUGAAACUUAAAAUAUUUUGACUUUUUUGAUGUUACUAUGUCUUGAACAAGUGUCUGUAACUUUUUGUGGGUUCAAAAUAUAUGACAAUGUCAUUAUCACUUAUUUGUGGUGUUGUUGAAUUUUGUUUUUCAGUUGCAGUAUGUAUGUUAUUUGGCAGAUUGAGUUGUAAGAUUUUGCAGAUUGUACUUUUUGCUAUAAAAUUGGCAGAUUGUAAAUUUCA